Molecule: messenger RNA, 2615 nt
Organism: Momordica charantia (bitter melon)
Lineage: Eukaryota; Viridiplantae; Streptophyta; Magnoliopsida; Cucurbitales; Cucurbitaceae
Gene: MC1
Product: metacaspase 1
Biological process (GO): proteolysis
Cellular component (GO): cytoplasm
Molecular function (GO): cysteine-type endopeptidase activity
Source: RefSeq, a predicted model, not a curated record
AUAUUUAUGUUCUCAAAGUAAAGUGAGUCGGCUUAAUUAUUAGUGAAAUCUCAAUCCAGUUUCAUAUUUGCUAAUAUUUUAUAAACAACCUGUAUUACAAGAUAUAAAAUCGUUAACAAACGAAGUUUAACUUGAAACAUAGGUCAAAUACAUGAUAUAUGCAUAAAAAUCUUCCUCUAGAUUCUCAUUGAUGGAGAACCAUGAAUGAAACUAACAGAUCUUUCGUAUCUUCAAAUAUAUCCAAAGUCUUACCAUUUUCAUAGAUUCUUUUAAAUUCUUCAAGUAAAAUUCUUGGAAGAUGUUUGCUUUUACUUUGAAAUGCCAAUCUAGUAAUUCUUAUUUUUCAUUGGAACGGAUAUUCAUUCUUCUAAGUUAUUCAUUUUUUUAACAGAUUUGUAAGCCACAUUUUUUCGGUACAAUACGUGAGGUGGAGAUCAUACUCACAACAUCCAUUCACUUCGACAAUAUAGUCUACAUUGACAGUGUAACAUUCAAGAAUUAAAUUAAAAAAAAAGCUUCAUGAAUUUGGAACUUCCAAAAAUGGCAUAAUUUGGACCUCAUAAUUUGGAACUCGGAAAAUUUUCCAAAUAAAGAAAGUCCAAAAUCAAAUGCACUUUGUCAAUUUAGCAAACUAAGAAAUACACAAAUUAGAGUACAAAAGGGCAGGAAAAAGAAAAAAAUAAAUAAUAAAAAGGGAAAAACUUAAAAAGUAGCUGGAAGGGUAUUUUGGUCUUUUUAUAUAUAGCCAAACCAUCCACACAAUCAAAACCACCAUUUUCACUUUUUAAAAGAUUCCAUAAAUUUUUCUCUGAAAAUUCGAUCUCAUUCCCAAAGUUAAAAUAUAAAAUUAAAGGGAAAAAAAUAAAGGAGCAGGCGGAGUAGGUUCCCCAUUACUGAUUUCUGCUGCUGCUCCUGAAUCUGGGCUCUCUCCAUUUUUCCCAUAUCCAGUUUUUUCCUCGCGACGAAGAAAUCAAAGCAGAAAUGGGUUUUAAAAUUUUUGGAUUGAGAUCAUAACCGCGUGAAAGAUAGUUUGUUUGACGAAUUGGGAUCAUAUUUGCAUUGAAGAUUAGAUAGUCGACGAAUUUUCCUCAUACAUAUCCAAUCAUCUGAGGUUCCUUAAUUCAAUCCAUCUUAUUUGAAGAUCCGAAUCCCGUCGUCUCCUUCUCGCGUUCUGUGAAUUGUUGUUUUUUUCUAUUACCCAAUUCUGAAUUUGUUUGAUCGCUUUUGAAUUCCGACGAUGUACUAUCCCCACCCGCCGCCGAUGCUCGUGAACUGCUCCGGCUGCCGGACUCCUCUCCAGCUCCCGCCGGGCGCUCCGUCUAUUCGCUGCGCUAUAUGCAAGGCGGUGACCCAUGUUAUGGACCCACGCGCCGUCCCUCCGCCGUCGCCUUCUCACUCUCAGGCGCCUCCGCCGGUACCGUCGCCUUACAACCACGCGCCGCCUGGAUUUCCCGCCCACCCUCAUGGCCGUAAAAGGGCUGUGAUCUGUGGGAUCUCGUAUAGGUACUCGAGACAUGAGCUCAAGGGCUGCCUUAACGAUGCUAAGUGCAUGCGAUAUCUUCUCAUCAAUAAAUUUCAUUUUCCAGAAGAUUCUAUACUCAUGCUUACUGAAGAAGAAACUGACCCAUACAGAAUUCCCUACAAAAACAACAUUAGAAUGGCAUUGUAUUGGCUAAUACAAGGUUGUCAACCAGGUGACUCCUUGGUAUUCCAUUAUUCCGGUCACGGUUCUCGCCAAAGGAACUACAAUGGUGAUGAAGUAGAUGGAUAUGACGAAACUCUUUGUCCCCUGGACUUUGAAACUCAGGGAAUGAUUGUUGAUGAUGAAAUUAAUAUGGCAAUUGUUAGACCUCUUCCUCAAGGCGUAAAGCUUCAUGCAAUCAUAGAUGCUUGCCAUAGUGGAACCGUACUAGAUUUGCCAUUUCUAUGCAGAAUGAGCAGGAGUGGACAAUACGUGUGGGAGGACCAUCGCCCGCGAUCUGGAGUAUGGAAAGGAACGAGCGGUGGAGAAGUUAUUUCUUUCAGUGGCUGUGAUGAUGAUCAAACCUCAGCUGAUACGUCUGCUCUGUCAAGGAUAACAUCAACAGGUGCCAUGACUUUCUGCUUCAUCCAAGCUAUCGAGCGGGGACACGGAGCUACAUAUGGAAGCAUACUGAACUCUAUGCGAACAGCUAUAAAAAAUGCAAAUGGUGGUGGUGGUGGUGGCGGUGGUGGCGGCGGUGACGUUGUUACAUCUCUGGUCACCAUGCUUUUGACGGGAGGGAGCGCCAUCGGCGGGCUCAGACAGGAGCCACAAUUAACUUCGUGCCAGGCAUUCGACGUGUAUACGAAACCUUUCUCUCUGUGAUUUCUUUUUUCUUGGCGAUGGUUGAAGGUUGCAUUUGGAGGAGGGUUAUGUUGGCCUAUUUCUCCAUUUGAUGAUGCUUUGUUGAAAUUUUGUUGCACAGAUAGAAGAUUGUAAUGGAAAAAUAAGGCAAUUCGAAAAUGCAGAUUGUAGUGUACAUGAAUUGAUAUAGUAUUAAAAUUCAGGUAUUGGAAGAUUCUAUUCGACUUGCUGACUUGUUAUCAUGAAUUCCCAUGUGGGUAUUGUUUAUUAAUAACCGUUUCGUUUAUAA